Fopius arisanus is the source of this 3071-nucleotide messenger RNA. It is a transcript of the gene Dlic, whose product is annotated as dynein light intermediate chain. Gene Ontology annotation, biological process: microtubule cytoskeleton organization; microtubule-based movement. Lineage: Eukaryota; Metazoa; Arthropoda; Insecta; Hymenoptera; Braconidae. Bases 41 to 1495 code for a protein of 484 amino acids. The record is from RefSeq and is a predicted model, not a curated record. Gene Ontology annotation, cellular component: centrosome; cytoplasmic dynein complex. Gene Ontology annotation, molecular function: dynein heavy chain binding. The transcript has 8 exons.
UGAAGAUCGAUUCUGAGUAGUUCAUGCUGUCAGAUGGAUAAUGGCAGCGACAGUGAUUGAAACUAUGUCGCAGACCAAUGGAUUUCAGCUCAAAAAAAGAGAGGAGGUCGACAAUAAAGACAAUCUGUGGUCCUCGAUUUUGGCUGAAGUGCAGAACAGUGGCAGCAACAAAUUACCGUCAAACAAAAAUGUUCUAGUUCUGGGAGAUAACGAAAGUGGUAAAACAACACUUAUUGCGAAACUCCAGGGAGUCGAGGAUCCCAAGAAGGGAUCGGGAUUAGAGUUUGCUUAUAUUGACGUUCGCGAUGACUACAGAGAUGAUCAAACAAGAUUAUCAGUGUGGGUGUUGGAUGGUGAUCCUGGUCACGCGAAUCUUUUGCGAUUCGCACUGAGCCCCGAGCGUUUUCCCCACACCCUGGUAAUGCUUGUAGCAGCGAUGACGACGCCCUGGGCCCUCCUGGACCAGUUGCAGUCGUGGGCAGCCCUCCUGGGGGAUCACAUCGACAGACUCCCCCUGGACAACGACACGAGGCAAAAGUGUCGACAGGGAUUGGUUAAAAAAUGGCAGGACUACAUGGAGCCUGGGGACGAGCUUGACCCAGGAAGUCCCCUCCGGCGUACAAGUCGCAAUCUCGACGAUGACAGUGACAAUCUACCUCUCCCAGAGGGUGUUCUCACCACUAAUCUGGGACUGGACGUUGUCGUUGUCAUCACCAAAACUGAUUACAUGUCCACUCUCGAGAAAGAGCAUGAUUACAAGGACGAGCAUUUUGAUUUUAUGCAGCAGUGGAUCAGGCGAUUCUGCCUGCAGUAUGGAGCAGGAUUGUUUUACACCUCCGCCAAGGAGGACAAGAACUGUGAUUUGCUGUAUAAGUACCUUACUCAUAGGAUUUACUCUUUACCAUUUAGAACACCUGCUCUUGUCGUCGAGAAAGACGCUGUACUUAUACCUGCUGGUUGGGAUAAUAUGAAGAAGAUUGGAAUCCUCCAUGAGAAUCUCCAAUCGAUGAAGCCAGAUGAUUACUAUCGGGACAUCAUCGCUCAACCUCCAACAAACAGAAAGUGUGUUGCGAGGGAAGUGGAGGUUCAGGCUGAGGACGAACAGGCAUUCCUCGCAAAACAACAGGCAACACUCUCAGGGAUGAGGGAUCCAACGCGUUCCCCUACGACACGCAACCAGGCAAGCUCUGGACCAGUCAUGCAGGUGCCCUCCCCCAACAAGAAAUUGGAUCCUAAGGGGACUGGGGCGACACCAGCAGGCGAGGGUGUUCUAGCCAAUUUCUUUAAUUCACUUUUGUAUAAAAAGAGUGGAGCAUCUCCUGGGGGUCCUGGCACACCAGGAACACCAGGCAGUGUUGGCACAAGUCCUGUAAAAAUUGACGGCGGACCCGUGGAUAAAGCCGCGAUGAGAAAUGAUGCAGCUGCAGAAUUGGAUCGCAUAACUCGGAGUAAAAAAAUACCCCCACCGGACCUCAACUCAUCGUCAGAGUGUUGAGAGGAGGGAAAAUAAAUAUAUCAUGGAAUAUUCAUUUGCGGCCCAUCUGCAUUCAGAUGCCCUCGGACACCAGAAGUUAGAAUGAAUGCCCUAGGAGAAGGUACCGUAAAGUCACGCCUCUAAGUCUUCAAUAUUCCUCGAAUCAACAAUGCGAUUUUUAAAAAUCCGGUGUCACCUCGAAGAGCGAUAAAAACCCUUCAAAAUGACACUAGACAUUUCAAUUUUCACUCGGCCAAUCCCGAGUUAUUGAAGAUUGAACAAAAAUUUUUACAAUUUUUUUCCCUUAUUUUCUAAAAAAGUGAUAUCCAGAGGAUUUGACAGCUGACAAUUACUAUCAACAAUGCCACAAUAUGUAGUACUUAGAGAUCUUUCCACUUGCAUAAUUUAUUGAUUUGCCAGUUAACAUCUUAUUAAUUAAUUAUUUUAAUAAACAGAGUUCAUAUUUGUGUUCAUUUAAAUCAAUCGCAACGGUCAAAUCCUCGAAUAUCCCCACUUUCAUCCUCAAUUAAUCAAUUUAAUUGAUUAAUCACUUAGUUUAAGUCAUCUUAAUACUCGAAAAUAGCUCAACAAACUUGUAAAUUUGAUGUAACGAGAGAAAAAAAACAGUGAAAAAGGAAUGAAACGUGCAAUAGCAGAAGCAUUUCGUAUUCUUCUUAUAAUUCCUCUAACUAAUGAGAUGGGCCGCAGAGAGUUCAUUAAUUGAAUCAUUAAUAAAUCGAAUGAAUGAAUAAAAAUUAACAACACGCCACAGCUAAAAGCCUUAAUCGUUGUGUUUGAAUACAAAAUACAUGAUAAAAACAUUUCAACUCGAUUUUUGCACAUCUAUUUCCCCUCGAGUAUUGGAAAAACUCAGGUGCAUCAAAUCAACUUGAAGCGUUUUACCUCUUCGCUCCUGAAUUAAUAGAUUAUUAAAUUAAUGUAGUUAAACAUUUAAUAUAAAUAAUGAAAAUUGAAUUAUGCUUACGCACAUGUCUUUGCGUCGUACCAAUAGUAAAUUAUUUAGCAAUCUUAUUUCAGAUUAUUUGGAAUACUUUUGUUUUUCUCAUUAUCUUCACUGUCGGUCUAAUCUAGAAUUACACGAAAGUUUAUUGGGAGUGUGUGAGAAGUUUUAUACGAGAUGUGAACAAUUACAUGAGUUUAAAAGGAAUUAAAUAGCUUUAGAAAUCUGCUUUAUAGUGUGGAGAAGGUAAGCUGAGAGAUAAUCGGAUGUAUUUUUCUUUUAUAUAAAAUUAUUCAUCGAUUUGUCAUUCAGUUCGAUUGUCUGCAUGUAUUAAUGAAAAAUAAGUCGAACUCAUGAUCAAAUAAAUAAUUUUUCAUACAACAUUUGAGUAAUGUUGUUUUAUUGAGUCUUAAUUAGUUGGAAUAUUAUGCUGAUUACGCGGCUAAUUAUUAAUCUAGAUUGCAAUAUUUUUCUAUUUUUCGGGUAUGUAAAGUCUACUUAGAUACCUUGUAAUCCGCAGUUUCAUAACAGCUGUAUAAAUCAUCUGCAAUGCACGGUAUAUAUUUAUCAAUCGCGAUUAAUACUGCUGGAAUGCAGGUAUAAUUAAUAAAGUAACAAAUUAAAAAAAAAAAAAAA